AUGGACAGCUUUUAUACUACUUAGAACUUACUUAACUCUGAGCUCCUUCAAACAGAGUAUAUUUCAAACAAGGGAUAAUAUGAUACAUCUAAAGCAGAGUCAGGAAACAGUUAGAAUUCCUUAGAUUCAUAAUAAAAUUAAAGUGAUAUGCCAUCAUAAAUCAUUCAAUAAGAUUAAUUAAGUUCAUAGUUCAUAGUAAGCUAAGACAUCAAUAUUUCCACAGAAAAUAACUCUAUACAUUAAAGUAAUAACUUCAAUAGCCAUAAUGAAGAAAUAAUUUAGCAUAUAUAGGCAAGCUAAAAUAGCAACGUUGUUUAAAAUCAACAAAUUAGCUCAGAAAUAAGAAAUUUAUAAUAAUAGAUACAUGAAGAACACAACAAUGUUAAUUUAAAUAUCAUGGUUGUUGGAGAAUCAGGAACAGGAAAAACUACUUUCAUUAAUACCUUCCUGCAUUAUGAUAAAAGGUUUAAAUUCUAAAAAAAGGAGGAAUUACUGUUUUCAAAAGUGGUUGAACACACUUAUAUUAAAUAGGAUUAGGAUAUAAGAUAUUAGUUAUAAAUGAUUGACACUCUUGGUUAUGGAGAAAAAUUAUCUUAAGAAAAAUGGUACAAACUAGUUAAAUAAUAAAUAAUCAAUAAAUUUGGCUUGCAUGAAUAAAUGGAGUAAAGCCUUUUUAACUCAGAAGUACAUCAAAAUAAAUUACUUUAUUUGCAAAAGGAGAAGAAAUUUCAAGAUAAAAGAAUUCAUUGUUGCUUAUAUUUUCUGUAACCUCCAAGAAUUAAAGACUCAGAUUUAAUAUACAUCUAAAAGCUAUCUAAAUUAGUAAAUGUGAUUCCAAUCAUAGCAAAGGGAGACACAUUAACAUAAAAUGAAACAAUAGAAUUGAAGAGACAAUUUUUAGAGAUGUGUGAAGAUAAUGGAUUUUAGAUUUACAAUAUUGAAAAAGGAUUAGAUAGAAAUGUUGAAUUUUUAAAUCACAUAUAAAAUAGUCCAAACGGAAAAUGUCCUCCAUUCACAAUAGUUUCCUCUGAUUUUUAACUGGAAGAUACUACUAAUCAUAUUUAUUAUGGGAGAUAGUAUAAUUGGGGAACUGUUGAUAUUUUAAAUCCUAAGCACUGUGAUUUUUAAUUACUCUAUAAUUUACUCCUUUAUCAAAUCAAUUAAGAUUUGUAUAAAUCUGUUGAAGAUUAUUACUAAGGAUACAUUACUAAAUUGGCAAAAAAGUAAGAGUAGGAAUAAAAUAAAGUUAAGCAUGCUCAAUGGCUUCAUUGUGGUAUAUUUAUCGUAGCUAUAGCAGGAGGUUUUAUUUACUCUAAAUUUAAAAGAUCUUGA
Molecule: messenger RNA, 1332 nt
Organism: Tetrahymena thermophila SB210
Lineage: Eukaryota; Ciliophora; Oligohymenophorea; Hymenostomatida; Tetrahymenidae
Product: septin protein
Exons: 9
Biological process (GO): cytoskeleton-dependent cytokinesis
Cellular component (GO): septin ring; microtubule cytoskeleton; cell division site
Molecular function (GO): molecular adaptor activity; GTPase activity; GTP binding
Source: RefSeq, a predicted model, not a curated record